This is a messenger RNA of Cyclocybe aegerita, 534 nucleotides long. NCBI's taxonomy places the organism in Eukaryota, Fungi, Basidiomycota, Agaricomycetes, Agaricales, Hemipholiotaceae. The record is from the annotation of a GenBank genome assembly.
AUGCCAGCACCCCCUCACCACUAUGAAACUCAUCAUUCAUCUAUGACGCGUAAUCGACGCGACUCUACUACAGUCGGCCCAGAUCGCCAUCACCGCACCUACGGACGAGCGACUCAGGACGAAAACCAACCUCGAAGCAACGUGAAACUGCCGCCGGCUGAUGAAGAGCACGACCCUUCGAACCACAUCGUUGUGCCGCAGGGAAUAUUUGAAGAACCCGCAUCCUCAAGCGAGUUCUUUUAUCGUUAUCCUCCAAUUCUAUUUAUACAGGCAGGUUUCCCCGAGAAAGGCGUUAACGUCGGCAAGAUGGCCUCCUGCAGGCCACCCACGCUUAAGGGGGAUGAAGAUUUGAUCUUCAAAGAAGUGGUGGAGCGUGAGGUGAAGGUGCAGAUCAAUUGGCCCGGAUACCCCCCAUUCGAGAGGCGAAUCAAAACACUGAGAGGUGCUUUACCUCGCGGUGUUAUGGCCGCCAAGGUCGCAAAUAUGGUCCUGGACUUUGCAGCGUAUCUUCAAGUGAGGCUCAUAGACCGUUGA